Messenger RNA from Mauremys reevesii (Reeves's turtle), 2140 nucleotides. It is a transcript of the gene CCDC137, whose product is annotated as coiled-coil domain containing 137. Bases 57 to 845 code for a protein of 262 amino acids. Lineage: Eukaryota; Metazoa; Chordata; Testudines; Geoemydidae. The transcript is spliced from 6 exons. The record is from RefSeq and is a predicted model, not a curated record.
AGUGGGGGCCGCCAGGCGCGAGGGGGACGCGGAGGCGCACGUGGCUCCCAGCCCCGAUGGGCAAACAGCAGCCGGCGCCGCCGCGGCGGGCAGGGCCGGGUCCUUCGGGCCGCGGCGGUCGGGGGGAGCCGCGCAAGGGCAGCCAAGAGAAGAAGAAAACCAACUCAAAGCCCAAACAUGUUGAUGAGCAGGAAAUUCCCUAUCGGCUUCGGGAACUCAUUAAGAGCAGAGAAGAGAUGAAAAACCCCAAGAACAGGAAGAGAAGGAAAGCAGCGAGCAAAAGGAAGCCUGCGGCCCAGGGUGAUAUUCCCGUGCCCAAGUUCAAGAGGCGGAAGCAAGAGUCGGUGUCGGCUUACGUCCAGCGCAUGGAGCAGGAGACCCAGCACGUCCUGUUUCUCACCAAAAACCAGCUGCAGCGCGAGCCUGAGACUGAGGAGCCGGCCCCGGAGAAGUCACAGAAGAAGAAGGAAUUUCAGAAUAAACGACUGGAGAAAAUGCGAAAGAAGAGAGAGGAGAAGAAAGCAGCGAUGCUGGAGAAGGCCUUGUUCCAAGAUCCAGUCCAGUUUGGCGAGGUCGCCAUGCAGCCGCCUGCACUUACCGUGAAGCCCAGAAACGGGGUGAACAAAGAGAAGGCUCGUCCGAGGCAGCUCCUGCUGACGGCUCUCCUGGCUCCUGGCCACGCGGCUCCUGCCCGCAAAGCUGUCCCCAUGUCCCUCGCUCGCCAGCGCAUCAUGGAGGAGGAGCGGGAGAGGGUCAUCCAGGCCUACAGGAACCUAAAGAAACGCAGACAGCAGCAGGCGCCCGAGAGCUGCUUCGCAGGGGACAAGCAGGAGAAGCCAGUCUGAGGCCUCGGGCAGCCAGUGCCGUCCUGGGGAGGAGAUGUGGCUUUGGUCUCUCAGUACAUGUGGGGAUGCUGAUAUGGUGAGAGGUGUCCUAAGGUGCUCCAGGGAUCUGCUGUAGGGGGAGGAGCCCUCCCCAGUCUGUCUGAUUGAGUCACCAGGACACAGGCCCAGGAGGGCAGGAUCUCUCAGCCCCUCCCUCAGUGUGUGGAGCACAAGGCUUUUAGCCAAGCAGCGACAGCAGCCAGCCCCUCACCUGGUGUAACAUGCUGCAUCAGGCCCCAGAACUCUGCUCUGCCCCCUUCCUGCCGGAGCAGAACAACCUGUGACGGGAGGGUGCAGGUCACUCCAGCCCCGAGUCUUUGGGAUCCCCUCCUUGUCGCUCGCAGGCCCAGCCCAGAGGCGACACCGUGUUAGCGGCAGGAGGCAGGCACGGUGCCAUGGCUUGGGCUCUGUGCGGAAGGGAGGGUAAAGGGAGGCGCUGGAAAAGCCCAUUUGUGACCAUGCAUCCCUGCUGCUCUCCGAAUGCCGCCUGCCUUCUCAGCCGGGGGAGCUCACUGGGCCGGCGCCCGGAGGGGCCGAGCCCGCUGACAGGAAACACUCUCGAAGGGGCAGUCUCACGCCGAGCUGCCUGUGUGUGUCCCUGAGCACCUCCCCCUCAGCGGGCACACGCAGGGCAGGCCCCAGCGGUGGCUGCAGAGCCGGCAGGCUGCUACUCCCAGCCUGAGCUGGGGGAUGUUUGCUCCUUCAGCCAAACUCAAUAAACAGCAGGAAAAUGAAUGGAAAUCUCCCCCUGCACUUCCUUCAUCCAUUUUAACCUACCUUUCCUGCCCCUAAUCCCCGAGCAGGGGUCUGCUGCCUUCCCUGCCCUGCAAUAGCAUCGACUCCCCUGCAGGUGGCAGUCUGCACCCAGCAUAUGACCUGGGUGGCCAAGCCCCUGGCCCCCUCCCCUUGGCCUGCAUUCCCCAUGGGCAUGACUGCUGGCCUCUGGCAAGGGGAGACUGUCCCGCGGCUACAGCCGGGAGAGGGAGCUCCUGCUAGGUGUAUGGCUCGUUCCAUAGCCCGAGGCAGACUGGCCGUGUGCUAAUGGCACUGGUUGAAACUCAGGACUCCUGGGUUCUCUUUGCAGCCUUGCUGGGCAACUUGUGGGCUCUGUGUGUGCCUGUGCCUCAGUUUCCCCAUGUGCUAUGGAGAAAACCAGGGUUUGAGGUGGGAUUCCCCUGGGCAGGGUGUGGUCCAACCGUCCCGGGGUGGUGCUAGAGAGGGCAGCAUGUCUUUGCUCUGCCCCCGGCAGGCCUGGC